Molecule: messenger RNA, 11214 nt
Organism: Clarias gariepinus (North African catfish)
Lineage: Eukaryota; Metazoa; Chordata; Actinopteri; Siluriformes; Clariidae
Gene: vcana
Product: versican a
Exons: 15
Coding region: 91-9744 (3217 amino acids)
Biological process (GO): cell adhesion
Molecular function (GO): calcium ion binding; hyaluronic acid binding
Source: RefSeq, a predicted model, not a curated record
ACUCUGGACAUACGGCGGGCAUCAUACUGGAAUUUUAAGGAGCUCGAACCGAUUUUGGAAUUAUAGACGCUUUUGUUAAAAAGAGAGAAGAUGCUUCCGAAUAUAAAACACAUACUGUGGUUAUUCUUUCUAUACCACAUAUCGACCGGACUGGUUUCAGGGGCACUAACAGUAAAUCAGCCAGUAAGCGGCGCUCUUUCGGGAAAGGUGGUCCUGCCGUGCCGCUUCUCCACCCUCCCUACAGCAGCCCCCAGCAAUACUUCGACCCCUGCAACAGAUCAUCUGCGCAUUAAAUGGACCAAGUUGGAUGGUGACAAGGAGUCCAUAGUAAUUGUUGCUCAAAACGGUGUCAUUAAAAUUGGGCCAAGCUACAAUAACCGUGUGUCUGUGCCGAGCCAUCCAGAGGUUAUUGGGGAUGCCUCAUUGACUGUUGUGAAACUGCGGGCUAGCGAUGCUGGAACUUAUCGCUGUGAGGUCAUGUAUGGCAUUGAAGACACUCAAGACAUGGUCAACUUGGAUGUCAGUGGUGUUGUAUUCCAUUAUCGGUCCAAGACCAGCAGAUACACCUUGACCUACAAUGAAGCUGUGGAGACCUGCCAAAGUGUCGGGGCUAAAAUUGCCACAGCAGAGCAGCUAAAAGCAGCUUUUGAGGAUGGUUUUGAUCAGUGUGAUGCUGGUUGGAUUGCAGACCAGUCAGUAAGAUACCCUAUAACCAACCCAAGGCAUGGCUGCUCUGGGAACUUGCCUGGGAAACCUGGUGUCCGGUCAUAUGGCCUUCGAAAUCCCACUGAGACGUAUGAUGUGUACUGCUAUGCCGACAAACUUGAGGGUGAUGUAUUUUUUGCACCUACCACAAAUAAGAUGACCUUUGAGGAAGCAAAGUCUGAGUGUGAGCAAAGAAAUGCCAUCUUGGCCUCACCUGGUCAGCUCCACUCUGCCUGGAGAAAAGGUCUAGAUCGCUGUGACUACGGCUGGCUGUCUGACGGAAGUGCCCGCUACCCUGUCUCCAUACCCAGGUCAAAGUGUGGUGGAGGAUUGCUUGGAGUUCGCACCCUGUACCAGUUUCGCAACCAGACAGGCUUUCCUGACCCCAGUAUGAAACUGGGAGCCUACUGUUACAUAGGUUAUGAGUUUCUACUCAACCAGACAACAUGGGUGGAUGUUACAAUUAAGGGUGUCACCGCAACCUCACCUUCUAUAGCCUCUUCAACCACAGACCAGACUCCUCUCCCUGCCUCCUCCCAGAAGCAAAAGGAAUUCAUUUACUCAAAGACCACCAUGGAUGACUCUGAGAACCAGGCCCCGACAGACUCUCCGUUCAUGUUUUCCACCAGCAUGGUCCCGUCAAGAAGUUCUGACUCACAGAGUAGCCAACAUGUAACACCUAUCAGAGAGGAUUUAGAAGUGGAUGACUCAGUAACCACUCUCACAGAUGUUAGGAACGUGUCGGAAAAUCAGGAUUAUGGAGUGCACUUAGUAACCACAACAGCUGGUCAGGCUGUUUCUAAGACUCCAUCAGAGAAAUCAGUAGAUAGCACAAGAACUUCAAUAGGUACAGUUCCACCCGAUGUUUUAAUCUCACCCUCUUCAAAAACAGAGCCAUUGUUGGCAGAGGGGAAAACAGAGAAAACUAUUUUGGAAAACGACAAAAAAGAUGCAACUCCUGAUCUCCUCCACACUACCCUUGAUCUAACAGUCGAACCCACAAAGUUAAUCAGCAAGCCUGUUGAUGUUUCACAGUCUCAUAUGGCAACAGAUCACACGAUUCUGCCGAAUAUCAGCGAUGUUCACCUUACCACUGUAACUGAGAUAAGCCCUACAGAAGAAAUACAAUCCACAGUGUUUCCUGACUAUGAGACUGGUGAAACUGGUGUUAUGGCUGGACCGCCCACACAGACAACCACUGAAGUUUUAGCACCAAGCACCAUUCCAGUUACUACUGAUGCAACUGUCACAUCCCAUCAAACACAGACCGGAACAACUUAUUCUGAUGUUAUCACAUCAGAAGCAUCCACAGUUGCCACAACGAUAAAUCAAACAACUGAUGAACCUGACAUAAUGGCAGAGAUAUCAGAUUCAACUAUGGCAACUGUAGAAGAAUCAAAUACAGGUUCUCCAGAAGUCCAUGAUGAAAAUGUGACAAAAGGCGAGGACACAGAGGACCCAUUGUUGACGCCCUCUGCCACAAAAAGCAGGAAAAAUUGUACAGCUAUCCCAUCUGUUCAAGUGAUCAUCAUUAACAUUCAAGAUCAGAAUGAAACAGUUGACCUGGACCAUCUGAAGUCCCAGUUUUCUUUUAUUCCUGAGGUCCCCAAUGAGCGCAUUCCAUCCCCUGUAGAUGGUGAGCCUGUCUGGGUUAGUAAAGAGUCUACAUCUGAUGAAUCUGCCUCUGCAGCCACCAGCACACCACCACUCAGUUUUAUAAAUGGCAAAUAUGAAGUGAGCCUUGAGCAUAAUACUGAGAAAGAGGCAAGAGGAAAUGUGGUCGAGACUGUGUCCACACUUCAAAACCAAACACUAACGGAUGGAAAGUUAGAAACACCAUCCAAUUUCAAUAACUCACUGGUAGACACUGGUGCAUCACAAGAUUGGUCACCUGAGCCAAGCCAAGAUAUAACCUAUUCAACGCCUAUUUUCCUCAGCACAUUGGAGCCAAAAUAUCCUUAUGACCAAGAAAAAUUAUUUGUAGAGUCUAUUCCUCCAUCUGCUCCAGUGUCAGAUCCUAAAGGUGAAACUAUAAUUGAGGAGGGAAGUUUAAUACCAAAUACUUCAUCUGCUGUCACAAGUGAAAAAAGCUUCUCACCAAGGCCACAUCAGCCAUCUGCAAGUGCAAGAACCAUUUUAGAUGUUGUACAUUCUAAGUCAACGCACACCACUGAGGAACUUUCUCCUCCUACUGAAGAUGGGUCGGGGCAGGAACCAGCUAGUAUUCAAGUAGUACAAGUGACAAGUACAACAUUACAAGCAAUGGAAAGUGUCAAAUUAGACCAAACAAGUAGUAAGAGCCCAUUAGCGCCCUCCCUUAGUGAGACCACAGAUAUAACUUAUUCAUCUUUUACUACAGAAACACCUAUGUCUGCAACACAUCCUUCAGAUUCUAUAUCCAUAUCUGGCACGACUGAAAAACAAGCAGUUACAAAAAUCCCAAUUAUGGUUACAUCUUCACCAGACAAAAAAAACAUUACUUCAUCAAGACCCAUAAUCAUAUCUGAAGAAGGAUCAGGUGGUGAAACUAAAGAUUUCCUUUUAUCAACGACUACAUUACAACAUACUGCUACAGAUAAUCUUGAUACCAUGACACCAGUCCCAGUGAUGUUUCAAACAGAAGAAUCAUUAUUAACACAACCAUCAGAUGUUACUAUUAUCAAUUCCUCAGAAAAAAUAUUCUUUACACAAGAAGAAGACAGUUCAGAUGAGAUAUUAGCUACAACCACUGUAUCUUCAAUAGAGAAAACAAUUGAAGAUGUCCCAUCAGGUACACAGUCUAAACGCUUUGAAUUUUCAGAAGCUGAUGGCUCAGGAGAUCAGCCGCAUACCAUGUCAACCACAGAAUCCUCAAGAGUUUCUCCUCUGCAUAUUACAACCCAUUCUAAACUAAAUAUUACCACAUCAGCUGUGCACACAGUUCAGAAAGUUGAUGAAACAGAGUCGUCAGAGGAAGGUUCAGGUGGCCAGAGUCCUGAUACUCUAACAGGAGAGACCAUUUCAACAACAGUGCCAUCAAAGACAUCUGAAGUGCCUAUUAUUGAUACAUCUACAUUACAACAUACUGUUACAGAUGAUCUUGAUACCAUGACACCAGUCCCAGUGAUGUUUCAAACAGAAGAAUCAUUAUUAACACAACCAUCAGAUGUUACUAUUAUCAAUUCCUCAGAAAAAAUAUUCUUUACACAAGAAGAAGACAGUUCAGAUGAGAUAUUAGCUACAACCACUGUAUCUUCAAUAGAGAAAACAAUUGAAGAUGACCCAUCAGGUACACAGUCUAAACCCUUUGAAUUUUCAGAAGCUGAUGGCUCAGGAGAUCAGCCGCAUACUAUGUCAACCACAGAAUCCUCAAGAGUUUCUCCUCUGCAUAUUACAACCCAUUCUAAACUAAAUAUUACCACAUCAGCUGUGCACACAGUUCAGAAAGUUGAUGAAACAGAGUCGUCAGAGGAAGGUUCAGGUGGCCAGAGUCCUGAUACUCUAACAGGAGAGACCAUUUCAACAACAGUGCCAUCAAAGACAUCUGAAGUGCCUAUUAUUGAUACAUCUACAUUACAACAUACUGUUACAGAUGAUCUUGAUACCAUGACACCAGUCCCAGUGACGUUUCAAACAGAAGAAUCAUUAUUAACACAACCAUCAGAUGUUACUAUUAUCAAUUCCUCAGAAAAAAUAUUCUUCACACAAGAAGAAGACAGUUCAGAUGAGAUAUUAGCUACAACCACUGUAUCUUCAAUAGAGAAAACAAUUGAAGAUGUCCCAUCAGGUACACAGUCUAAACCCUUUGAAUUUUCAGAAGCUGAUGGCUCAGGAGAUCAGCCGCAUACUAUGUCAACCACAGAAUCCUCAAGAGUUUCUCCUCUGCAUAUUACAACCCAUUCUAAUCAAAAUAUUACCACAUCAGCUGUGCACACAGUUCAAAAAGUUGAUGAAACAGAGUUUUUAGAGGAAGGUUCAGGUGGCCAGAGUCCUGAUACUCUAACAGAAGAGACCAUUUCAACAACAUUGCCAUCAAAGACAUCUGAAGUGCCUAUUAUUAAUACAUCUGAAAUGGUCUUGCCCACAGAGAGCCCAAUAAUGCAAACAACUCAUGCAUUUGGUGUUGAUUGCAAUACCCAAGGUUUGCCAAGUACAACAUCAGAGUCAAUAUUGCCCUUCUCAGAUACAGAAGGAUCAGGUACAUUUACAGUUGACGCAAAAGAGUCUAGCUCAGUAGAUUUAAAAACAAUACUAGUGACCACCAAAUUUAACCAAAACACAACUGACCCAACGACUGAAACAAGACAUUUAAAAACAGAGUCACGUAUUACUUCAGCUUCAACUCAAGAAAUACCACAGCCAGAGGGUUCUGGGGAAGAAAGUGGAGAGUUAGAUGAUGUUUUUUCUGGAUCUUCUUCUAAUACAGUUGUUGAGUCUACUCCUCCUUCACACAUUUUACCUACACAGGAAACAGGAACAGUAAAAUCAGAUGGAGUUAUCGGAACAGAGUUGCCAGAACACCCAACUGUUAUGGCGGUAUCAUCAGAUUUUGCUUACUUAACAACAACAUCUCAAAUACCUUACGUACAGAGUAGACAUAGUACUACACAUGUACCAUCAACUCCUGUUGACAUGAAAACAUUAGAGGUCUCAAGCACAGCUCAAGUGAAGGAUCUUGAAGGGUCUGCUGACAAUAUACAAGAAACAACUGAAGCAAGUAAAGAAUAUUCUGUAAGAACUGAUGAGGCAGAAAUUAGCUACACAAGGACCACAUUGGAUUACUCAGAUGUUGAAACAGCUACACCUUCAGGAAAAGCAGAAUCUACCUCACACAUUUCUUCAAGCCCAGCACAAACAGAAUUGUAUUCUCCUCCUUCUUUGGAGACCGGCAGUGGUGACACUGAAACUGAAGGGGGUGAAGAUGAUAGUUCUGGUGAUCCACCUUCUACCAGUGCUUCAAUGGAUCAUGUAAUGAUGACAUCAGUGGCAGAGAGCAAAUUUGAGGAGACAGUAGAUAAUCAACAAGUUGAAGGAUCAGGAAUGACAACAACUGAAACAGACACAGAAUUUUCUGUGAAAACAGAUGAGGCUGAAACCAAUGUUGAGACUUCUACUCAGUAUACAUUGUUCCAAUCGGAAUCUACUUCAACUAUGCCUAGUAUGACUCAAAAGGAAGCUAUGGCUGUCUCUCUGGAUACUGGUAGUGGUGACAUGGAGACUACAUCUGAAGGUACUGAUUAUGAUAGUUCUGUUACUCUUGUUGAAUCUGGCCCUCCUUCACAAGCUCCAUCAAAAGAUAUAACAUCAGAAGAAACAAAACAUACAGGUACCAAAGACCUGCUAUUGGUUCCCAAUUCAACCUUCACAGAUCCCAUCACCUUAAUAAAUCAGGAAAGUUUGAGCAAAGGAACAUUUACAGAAGACGGUGGUUCAGGGGAUGAAAAUCUCAUUGGUACAACUAGUGGACUGCAGACAUCUGUAAGUGUCAAUGUGGAAGCAACAAUACAAAGUCCCACAUCCACUGAAGCUGUAGCAGGAAUUCAGUUGUCCCACAGUACAACAAAGUUGACUGAGAGCACAGAAGACAGUUUACAAAUUUUUACACAAGAUUUCCAAACCACUAGUUUGCCUACAGAGGGUUCAUAUACUACACUUGUGAAUAGGGUCACUCAACAAACUUCACCUGUGUCAGUGGUGGCAGACACAGAUUUGACUACUCAAGGCCUUUCUGUCAUAUACCAAGAUGGUACAGAUAAAGAGGUUACAACUGUUGCCCCAUCUAGUAGUGAGAUUAGAUCUAGCAAAAUUACCACAAGACUUCAUGAUACCAAAUCAAUUACAAGCCCUGUUAUCAUAUUCACAGAAGAGAUAAAAGAUGAAGAUGAACUUUUCUCAACAGUUACAGAUAGCAUGAGAGACCAUACUACCAACACUGAAAUUAUUACCAAAGAUGAUCUGAUCAUUGAUGCAGAUACACUUUCAGUGUUGGAACCAUCAUCACAUUUUACCUCCACAAUCUUUACAGAAGAAGCAGCUGGAAUAACAGCUGUCACCAUGACACCUCAAUCCUCUAGUAUAUUGAUGACAGAAGCAGAAGGUUCUGGGACAGACAGUCCUGUGUUACCAUCCUCAGAUUUACACCUGCCUACUCAACUAUGGUUGGAAGGCACAACCUCUAAAGGCAUUGAUUUAAGCAGCACAGUAAAAGCAGUGGAAAGAAAAACAAAACCAACAAUCCCUAUAGGUAUGCAUGAUGAAAGAUUUACUGCUCAAACCAUGGCUCCUUCAAAGAUGACUCCACACUUAUCAGUGGUCACACAUUCUGCUCAAACAGCUCUGUAUUCCACUAGUAGUACUGAAGAUUAUGACAUCGAAAAAUCCCAUUCUAGUCAGACCACCUCUCAUAUUACCUAUAGCACAAAUCAACCUACAUUUACUACCACUGAUUUUGUUACCCCUUCCAGUCAGCAGAGUCACAUUACAUCCAGUCAUACAACCACCAGUCAACCUAAAACAAUCUUUCAUGUUUCAACAUCACAUCCUGAGUUUUCAACUACAGAGGCAAUGUCCAAAACUCUGCUUUCUAGCUUGACAUCUACAUUAACUGAUAAUUUCUCAGGAGAUGGUGUGUCUGUAGAAGGCUUUGGAAUGGAAACUUCAAUACCAGAUGUAACUAUGUCCACAGAUACAAGCUCAUCUACAACGUUAGCAGCAGAUGUUAAUUCUAUCUUAAAUGGAACUGUAUCUGCAACCUCUGGAUACAAUACAGACAAAACUACUGACUUCAACCAAUCUAUUUUAGACUCCCAAGAAAGUGGCACAGAUGAAGGCUCAGGUCUCAUAUCAGAUCUAGCAUCCAGUGGGUCAGAUAUCACUGCGCCUACAACUGCUUUUAAAACAACAACAGUAGUUUCAUAUGAUAUGACACUCCCUGCAGAACAAGGUAGACCAAGAUCGACACCCCCUUCUGUUACUGAGGCAGUAACAGCUAGUACAUUUUCAAAGAUUCCAGACAUUGUUGAUUCAGAUUUAAAUUCUGAUGAGGUGAGCAUCACAAAUCCUCUUGUAGAAGGCAAACCAGAUUUGAGUUCUGUAGGUGCAUCUGAAAUUGAACUUGACACAACUAUACAUCCAGCCUUGGAGUUUAAGAGUGCUACAAGUAAUAGAGCUACUACACAAUCUGACAUCACAGCACAAUCCACUAGCCCAUUGUUAUUAGAGGAAAGCUCUGGUGAUAUGAAUGAAAUAUCUGGUGAAAUCUCCGAGUCAACAGCUGCAUUGGUAUCACCAUCUCAUGCAACCACAAUACUCACAAUAUCAAGGUUCCACCCUGAAGCAGAGAUUGAAGUGACACUUAUAACCCAGCCUAGUAAAGAUACCUCAGUAGCAGAAGAUUUGUUGACAACAACAACAGAAAUUCCCCUGGUGCCUAUGUUCACAUCGGAUAAUCCCAAGUAUACUCAGUAUACCCAAACCACAAACCAAGGUGUGCAGUUGACUCAAGAGACACCAAUAAUGGAGUCAGACACUGAUGUGACACUGGAUGAUAAUGCCACAUCUCAACCUUCUUUAGUAGAAUCCAAACUAGAUGGGAUUGAUUCUGAGACUUUCCCAACACUCGAGAGUAAGACUCACCUUGAAAGCACUACAGAAUAUGAAAGUAAGACGGUUAGCAGCACUGAAUGGCCAAGUAUUUCAGACAAAUAUAAUUUAUCCACUGUGUCAUCGAUGGAGCACUAUACUCAAGAAACCGAAAAACAGGAGGUAACUACUGUCAUACUGCCAGCUAAUGAGACAUCACCAGCAUCAACAGUUCUGCAAACUUAUGAUUCAGUCACUGGAUCGAUAGAUGAGGAAAACUUGUCAGAGGAACAAGGGACAGUUGGUCAAACUAAGAAGACUGCAACUGCAGUUCUGGAGAGUAUGGAUUAUACCACAACAUCAUUUGAUGGAAUUCAAAUAGAUUUACACACAACAGCUUCUCCUGAAGAUAUUACAGAGGACACCGUAUUAGUUGAGGGCCCAGCCCCUACUCCUGAAGCACUGGAUGAAACAGUGAGCCCUAGACUGGACAUGGACCCAGGAUACACAGUUAUUGGAGAGACAUAUGAUAUUGCAGGUGUCCAUUCGUGUUCUGACAAUGGAUGUAUGAAUGGUGGCUCAUGUGUGAAAAGGGGUAAUGUCCAGAUUUGCAGCUGCCUACCCGGAUACACUGGUGACAAUUGUGAAAUAGAUAUUGAUGAGUGCCACCCCAACCCUUGUCGUAAUGGGGGUACCUGUGUAGAUGGCAUCAACUCUUUUACUUGUGUUUGUCUACCAAGUUACAGAGGAUCCCUCUGUGAGGAAGACACAGAAACAUGCAGUUAUGGAUGGCAUAAAUUUCAAGGUCACUGCUAUAAGUAUUUCCCUCACAGACGCUCCUGGGAUGUAGCGGAGCGCGAAUGUCGUCUUCAGGGUGGUCAUCUUACUAGUAUUCUGUCCCAAGAAGAACAGCAGUUUAUCAACCGCCUUGGCCAUGACUACCAGUGGAUCGGACUGAACGAUAAGAUGUUUGAAAGCGAUUUCCGUUGGACAGAUGGACGUAUUUUGCAAUAUGAAAAUUGGAGACCCUACCAGCCAGAUAGUUUUUUCUCUUCUGGAGAGGAUUGUGUGGUAAUGAUCUGGCAUGAGGAUGGCCAGUGGAAUGAUGUUCCCUGUAACUAUCAUCUCACCUAUACCUGCAAGAAAGGCACAGUGUCAUGCAGUCAGCCACCUGUGGUGCCGAAUGCUCGUACCUUUGGACAGAUGCGACCUAACUAUGAAAUCAACUCGCUAGUGAGAUACCAGUGUAUGGAUGGCUUUAUCCAGAGGCACCUUCCUACCAUCCGGUGCAAAGUAGACGGCUCCUGGGACCUGCCCCAAAUUUCUUGCAUGACUCCUUCCAACUUCCAGAGAAGAUACAGCCGGAGGUAUCAACCUAACAGAGUUUAUGGCAGUCAUCGGAAAAGGUCUGCAGAGGAGCCUGCCAGUUCCCCCCAGAAACAUCAUCACCAUGCCUUCAAGAACAACAGAACAAAAUAACAGGCCUGUCCACUAUGAUACUAUAGUCUCAGUGACUGAUUUCUUUUUUUAACAACACUCGAGGGACAGGUGACGUAAACGUAGAUAAAUGUGUGGAAAUAGGAAAUGGACAAAAAUGGAAAAAAGACAAGCAUCUUGAGUUCUAGAUACUGGAAUCAACACCGUGCCUUUUCAGUAUUGUUGGGAAAGUUUCUCAAGUAUUUUCAGUUGGCCACUGAAAAGAAAGGACUGUUGCUGUUUCUGCUGGAUGACUGACUAAACCUUGCUAGUCAAUUUAUAUGUUAGUGAAUCUGUGUUUGUCUUUUUCUUGAGAUCACAAAAUGCCUUCUUUGCUCUGUAUUUACUAUUGUAAUGUUGCAACGCUACAAAUGCCAGGAGACAUUAGAAAGGACUUUGAGCCAGAAAAUAUUCCAGCACUUUUACUGGAUGUUUUCAUAUGGAUGCUGUAUGAAAAAGGUAUUUCUACCAGGGAUUCCACAAAUUCCGAAGAACAAGAGCUAUGAAAAAAAGCACAACAAGAGACACAUCCAAAAGACUGAAGGAGGAAAAGAGUCAAAGACAAUCCAAUAAGUGCUCAGUAUUCUGUACAUAACAUGACAGAGACAGGAAAAGGUGGAGUGAGCUUUGAUAACUGAUCCAAAAGGGUUUUUUUAUAUAAUCACUCACCCAAAGAACAAUUAGGUGCCUAGAUCAAAUAGCAACAGAACCAUCAGUGUGAAAUGAUCUCAUGUAAACCAUUGGGUCUUCAUAUACUUGCAGCAGAUACGUUUCAUUUAUUCUCUAAAUUCUCCAUAUCUCAUCCAUAAUUUCAGCUUUCAUUUUGUCGUUGGUAAAUGUCAAACUACUUUUAAGAGAAUGUACUUUGUGAAUUGCUCAAAAAGACUUGAACCACAUGCUUUUUAACAGCAUGCAGGUCAUUUAUUUUCCAAGCUGCUCCUAAUCUUCUCGUGGUUGUAGCUUAUAUGCAACACACUGGAGAUGUAAUAUGACCUACGUGCAUAAAUGGAUUAUUUUAGAGCCCAGCAAAUCCAUGUGGUGUCACUUGUGAUUGUUAAGGAUGUUUUCUAUUUAAACACAGAGGUUAGAAAGUGUUAUGACAUUUGGGGUGUUUCACUGGGCCAAAAAAAAAAAAAAAAAAAAUUUUACAUGGAAUGUCUCAAAACAUAUUAACAGUAAUUGUCAUCCUUUUGUUCAUCCCAAGCAUUGUUUUUUUUUUUUUUUAAGCAUUUUGGUUGUUUUGUCAGUUGUGUUUUAUCCAAAAGUGCACAUAUCUUUUUAUAUAUUUAAAGUAUAACAUGUUUAUUGUAUAAUGUGAAUGUCUGGGUUGUGUGUGGAAAAAACAAUUUGCAAGCAAUGUUACUUUUUAUACUUGCAACAUGUCACCAAAGAGACAAGGUUUUUCCAUUCUAGUCGGGUCUUUCUGUGUCAUAAUAUUAUUGUGAUAAAAAGCCUAAUGAAUAUAUUAAUUAU